CGUCAAAAAAAAAAGGAGCAACCUUUAAAAAAUAAAUGAUAUUUUCAUGAAACCGACAGAGCAUUAAGUUGUGUAAUGAAGUGGGAGGGCUUUUAAAUUGGGAUACGGAGGAGCACACGAUCGUUGACGGAGAUUGAAGAAGAAAAGCUCCCAACUUUUUUUUAAUACAAUCUUCUUUUCAAGUCAAAUCCUUUUCUAUCACCACCCAAUUCCGCGGCAACACAACCUUCCUACAAGGCUCAUCUUUCUUUCCUCUUCUUCUGUGCUUAUCCCGCAAGAUCAUCAUCGUCAUAAAUGUCGCUGCUCCUUGUCGUUAUCUGCUUGUAGAGACGAAACCCUAGAAGAAGAAAAGAAUGAGUUCCACGGAGGCGGUUGACGAUCCCGGCCAGAUUAAACGUGCCUUGAUUGAUGCUUCCGCCGGAGCCAUCUCCGGUGGUGUUUCUCGUACCGUUACUUCUCCGCUUGAUGUUAUUAAGAUUAGAUUUCAGGUUCAGCUAGAACCGACGAGUUCAUGGUCUGUGGUCAGGGGGAACUUGUCAGGAGCAUCUAAGUAUACGGGGAUGGUGCAGGCUACUAAAGACAUUUUUAGAGAAGAAGGUUUUCGGGGGUUUUGGCGUGGGAAUGUGCCAGCUUUGCUUAUGGUCAUGCCAUAUACUUCAAUUCAGUUUACAGUACUGCAUAAGUUGAAAUCUUUUGCAUCUGGUUCUACUAAAACAGAGGAUCAUAUACAUUUGAGCCCUUAUCUAUCCUUCGUCAGUGGAGCUUUAGCAGGAUGUGCUGCUACGCUAGGAUCGUACCCCUUUGAUCUUCUAAGGACAAUACUGGCCUCACAAGGAGAGCCUAAGGUGUAUCCAACAAUGAGGUCUGCAUUUUUCGAUAUUAUCAAAUCUCGAGGGAUAAGAGGAUUGUAUAAUGGAUUAACACCAACACUUGUUGAAAUCGUGCCUUACGCUGGCCUGCAAUUUGGCACGUACGAUAUGUUUAAGCGUUGGAUGAUGCAGGACUGGAACCGACGCAUGUUAUCCUCCAAUAACCCUAUCAACGUGGACACCAACCUUUCUAGCUUCCAGCUUUUUGUUUGUGGGCUUGGAGCUGGCACUAGCGCCAAACUCGUCUGCCAUCCUCUUGAUGUGGUUAAAAAGCGUUUCCAGAUUGAAGGUUUGCAGAGACAUCCGAGAUAUGGAGCCAGAGUGGAGCGACGUGCAUACAGAAACAUGUUAGACGGUCUCAAACAGAUUCUGAUGUCUGAAGGGUGGCACGGUCUGUACAAAGGCAUUGUACCAUCCACUGUGAAAGCUGCUCCUGCUGGUGCUGUUACCUUUGUGGCCUAUGAGUUCACCUCUGACUGGUUGGAGUCAAUUUCUUGGUAGAGAUUUACACUCUUUCUCACAUUUUUAUAUCUUUUCUGUUGCUAGCAAUUUAUUAUAGGCUCUGGCCCUAUUCAUGGGUGUAUUAAGCACAUAUCAUAUGACCAUUGAUUAUUGUUGGGAAUUACACAAAGUAAAACAUCAAGUGUUGUUGGCAAUUUUAGAAGCGAGAUUAAAAAGCUGGGGAAGUGAAUCCAAUA
Messenger RNA from Brassica rapa (field mustard), 1567 nucleotides. Its product is annotated as mitochondrial thiamine diphosphate carrier 2. The record is from RefSeq and is a predicted model, not a curated record. NCBI's taxonomy places the organism in Eukaryota, Viridiplantae, Streptophyta, Magnoliopsida, Brassicales, Brassicaceae. Gene Ontology annotation, biological process: transmembrane transport.